Molecule: messenger RNA, 1239 nt
Organism: Cryptomeria japonica (Japanese cedar)
Lineage: Eukaryota; Viridiplantae; Streptophyta; Pinopsida; Cupressales; Cupressaceae
Product: transmembrane emp24 domain-containing protein p24delta9
Exons: 4
Coding region: 308-970 (220 amino acids)
Biological process (GO): Golgi organization; intracellular protein transport; endoplasmic reticulum to Golgi vesicle-mediated transport
Cellular component (GO): COPII-coated ER to Golgi transport vesicle; endoplasmic reticulum; endoplasmic reticulum-Golgi intermediate compartment
Source: RefSeq, a predicted model, not a curated record
AAUCAAAUUUCAACAGUCCUCUCUACAAUCCAAUAGAAAUCAACCACAUUGCCGACUAGGCAAAAACUGUCAAUUGUUAAUUUAAAAUCCUGCACACCCGUUGGCACGAUCCUGCGCACCCAUAUUACAAGAUUGUCUUCGAAGUAUUUAAAAUUUUUCUUGACUUGUUUUUCGCGACUGACCCACAUAAGUUUUGUGCUACCAAAUCUUCAUAUGCUUUGCCGAUUUGGCUUUUUAAUGGCAUCAGUUUGAUCGGAUCUGUACUUAUUCAGAGGCAUCAUUUGGCUUACUCAAUAGUUUUUAUAAGAUGGGGCGAUUUGGGUUUUUUGUUUCGGUGUUGUUAUGUUUGAGUUUUAGUGGUACUCAGUGCCUUCGGUUUGAUCUGCCAUCAGGACAGACCAAAUGUAUAGCAGAGGAGAUUCAACACAAUGUUAUGGUGCUGGGGAAUUAUCAUGUUGUAGCGCCUGGUUCAGAUGAACAUCGUUUGGGGACUAUCACUACACAGCCUGUGCCAGAUGAUCACAAACUCACUGUCAGGGUGACUUCUCCUUAUGGAAAUAGCGUGCAUUAUGCUGAAAAGGUAGAAUCAGGACAAUUUGCCUUCACCACCACUGAAGUAGGGGAUUACCUGGCUUGUUUCUGGAUACCUCCUGUCCAACCAGUUGUUAAGGCAACUGUUGAAAUCGAAUGGAAGACUGGUGUUUUUGCAAAGGACUGGACAAAGAUUGCCAAGAGAGAUAAAAUUGAUGGUAUGGAGCUAGAGUUGAGAAAGCUUGAAGAACAUGUUAGUUCUAUACAUGAAGAAAUGUUGUAUUUGCGGCAAAGAGAAGAAGAAAUGCAGAACCUAAAUAUAUCAACAAAUUCAAGAAUAGCUUGGUUCAGUAUCAUGUCUUUCUUUGUGUGCUUAUCGGUAGCAGCUUGGCAGCUGUGGCAUUUGAAGAGCUUUUUUGAGAGGAAGAAAUUGCUUUAAAUCUCUAGGCAGUUUUGAGUGUAAUGUGGACCAUUCUCUCUUGAUAUCUAUGUUUUUGAAAUGGGAGCUAAUUAUUGUACAUCUUUUGUGCCAGCCAAUUUUCUACAUCAGAAAACAUCAAUGAUGACAUAAUUGAGAUUCUUUUUCAGUUCUAUUCAUAGAUUCAGAAAUAGGAGUCAUACGGGGUCUUUGUUUAAAAAGUUUGGACCCUUAUUUCUGUAAGUACAAUAAAUUUAUUUUGUAAUUUAUGCAAAUAUUUUUAACUUGCA